Colletotrichum acutatum is the source of this 988-nucleotide messenger RNA. RefSeq lists its product as uncharacterized. The transcript is spliced from 2 exons. Lineage: Eukaryota; Fungi; Ascomycota; Sordariomycetes; Glomerellales; Glomerellaceae. The record is from RefSeq and is a predicted model, not a curated record. Bases 144 to 893 code for a protein of 249 amino acids.
GUGUCCGUGGUUCCGUUGGGUUCCGACUCCAGUGAUCAGUAACCGUCAAGCGGGAGACCGUAACUGAUGUUCUUGCACAACGCACAGCUUUCUCUUGUUUACCUGUAGAGUACCACUGGGACAAGUCCCUACCGGGAACCUGCAUGGGAAUCAGCAAAGUAGGGAUCCUAUUCCCGAAUAUCCUCUUCGACAUCAUAGCGAUGGUCCUCCCCAUCAACGAGAUAUGGAGGCUUCAGAUGCGACGGACCAAGAAGGCGGCACUAACAGGCAUCUUCUUGAUCGGCGGCAGCGUUAUCCUCAUUUCCAUCUCCCGACCGCUUCUCUUCUGGAUCUUUCGCCCCGUGCCCGGUGUAGCGCACAACGUCAGCCAGACAACCAUCUUCCCCUAUACGGCAUCGGCCGCCGAAGUCUGCCUUGACAUCAUAGGCGCUUGUCUACCGCCCUGUGCAUCUCUUUUCAGGCGCUUCUUUGGCGGCGUCGUGAGCGUUGUCAAAUCGGGACAUCAUUACUCCACCUCACGGGGCAAAUCCAGCGGCAAAGAUUCGUCUACAAAGAGGUCCAGCAAGGUACACGCGCUCACCAUCGGUCAAGCGAGUAACCGCAAGCGGGCCGCCGCCGCCAAUGACACGAUCGAUCUCGAGGGGUCGUUUGAACGGCUCGGAGACGGGGUUAGCUGGCAAGGGUCGACGGACGAAUUGUAUGGGAUGGAUGAUAUCCAGAACAGCAAAGCGAACGUGGGUGAUGGCAAGGAACGUGAUGGGAUAUGCGUCAGGCACGAUAUCCAAGUUCAUCAUGGGGGCCCAGUUACGGAGGAAGACAUCAGAAAGUGGCACCGAGGAGAUGUCUUCGACGGGAGAUCUAGCAGACUUUCGGGAGAAGCUAGGGGUUUGUGAGUCUUUCAAGUCGCGUUUUUAUUAACUGCUGUAAGAUUUUGUACAUGUUGAAUCUAUAGUACAUGCUUCUCCCAAAUUCUAUGCUGUAUGUGUGC